AAUGUUCCAUUUUUCUUACCUCCCAUACUAACCAGAGAAAAAGAAUCCUUCUUAGGUAUCGUCAUGGAAGCUGGCGCUGCGAUGGUCAGUUUCGUCAGCCUGGCAGGCACUGCUGCACAAGGUCUGAAAUUUCUGUAUGACUUCGCGACCAACAUGAAGGACUGCCCCAAGGAUAUUCGCGAAAUGAGGAUCGACCUUGAAUUAGUAGAAGUCUUAAUCACGGAAGUAGUCCGACAGUGCAACGAGCGAGAUAAGCGACUUCGAGAAAGCGCAGGAUUGGCACGUGCAAUUGGUCACGCUCAGGAAAGCGUCGAAGAUCUCAACAAGCAGCUGGAUGCGUAUCGUGUGGAUGGAAAACGUAAGCGAAUCAUAUUUGCAACCAAGAUCAAUCAAAUGAAAAAGCUCAGGACAAGCUUGGAUAGGACUAAGACCAUUAUGCUUGAAUUUAAGGAUCAGCUGCAGAGCGACCUGUUGUAUGACCUCCAUGACAUGAAUCAAGAGGUUCUCAAAUCAGUAGAGAAGACAAGCAAAAAUCUAGAAACAUAUGACAGGCAGUGUUACAAGGUCAAGCAAGAAUUCGAGGUCCAAUCAGAAACCACGAAUAAUUCCAGUGACAGAGGAGAGUCUCCGGCUCAGCUAGCAAACGAUACUUCAUCCCAAGGCCUGGCAGAUAUUAAAAUUAUCGCCAAGGAACUCGAGCAUAUCAAGGACUUGUUGGCGGAAACAAAAAUCUCAUCUUCGCCGACUUCAUUACCAUCAACGCCUGCAUUGUCACGCGAAGUUAGCGAUAUCUCCGUUAUGAGCUCGUCCCAGGAAACGACCGCCAGCAGCAUCUCGAGCUCGCAAACCGUUCCGCGAUCAAUAUCCCAGAAUGCUCAACAAGCGAAUAUCACUUCAAAAUAUCCCCUUCUACAGUUCAAGGAUAACCAGUUCCGAUUCUUGGUCGCGACCAUCUUCAUCCAGCGUACCACCCAACAUGUCGCUUGUCAACGUGCCUCAGAGUGUCUGGCAGUAUAUCCAACACCAGAAGCACUUUCGAAAGCAUCACCUGAAGCUCUCGAGCAAUAUUUCAUCGGAAUUGGUUUGCACAAGGCCAAGCCACCUCAGUUAAUCAAGCUAGCCCAAGCAUACAUCAAAGAUCCACCACAACAGGGCAGAUUGCGCUCGAAGGCUACUUGUCCCCAAUCUGAGAUUUCACAUCUACCCCAUAUUGGACCAGUAUCAAUCAAUGUCUGGCUAGUUUAUUGUUGUGAAAGGGUAGACAUAGUAACCAAUGAUACAAAGCUGUUGGAGUAUAUCAAGCAUCUCAAAAGAACGAGACGGGCGGAUAACUGCCUCUAGAUAUCAUGCUUUUUACAUGAACAUCAAGGCACAGCGAAGCCACUACAGUUACGACUUUUGUAAAAUUUCAAGGUAAAGCGUAGAAUAGAUAUAGAGUAGGACUGAAUGAAUUACAUUUCUAGUUUCUUUA
Molecule: messenger RNA, 1471 nt
Organism: Bipolaris maydis ATCC 48331
Lineage: Eukaryota; Fungi; Ascomycota; Dothideomycetes; Pleosporales; Pleosporaceae
Product: DNA glycosylase
Biological process (GO): base-excision repair
Molecular function (GO): catalytic activity
Source: RefSeq, a predicted model, not a curated record